CAGAACAUUCAGAAAGUAUCGCUUGAACACUAACAAACACCAAUUAUAUAACUGCCUUUCUACUAAAAUGAAGUUAUUUGCCACCACACUCGUCCUCGCCAGCGCUUCGGCUGUUGCCAUGGCUGGUUCCUCCGGAACCAGCAGUUUCAAGUUGUGUAAGAAGUGGAUCAAAGAUAAUGAAUGUCCAGUAGGUUUUAAAUACAACGAAAUAGCUAAGGAUGUCCGAAUCAAGCCCCAUGGAGUUUCUUGGUCAACAUUUGACCCGAUGGUUUUGUGUUGCACACCCGAUCAGUGCCAUGACAUGAUUCCGUGCGGGUCACCAUGUGAGAAUGGAUAUAAGACUGGCCACGAUGGAUGUGAACUUCCGGAGUGUCGACCCAAAUCAUGCCCUGCAGCUAAGCCCCAGAUGGAAUUUGAGAUGUACUGCCAGUGGGGAUUCACACUGGUUGAAGAUGGAUGUGAGAUUGCUGAGUGUCGUGAGGAGCCGAAGUCCGAAUGGCUAACAUGUAAGGACAACAACCAGGAUGUGUGCAAGGACAAGUAUAACAAGAAAGUCAAGAACAACAGAAAAUGCCAGCGCUGGUUCAACAACAGUCAUCGCAAUAUGAAGUGUGCGUCCCACUUCUGUUGCAAAGACUAAUAGUUUAUUGUCUCUUAAAUAGUGCUGUUAAUGACGCGGAAGGAGCGCAAAAGCGAUGCUGAAUAAACAUUAAGGUUCUAUUUGA
This is a messenger RNA of Sphaeroforma arctica JP610, 725 nucleotides long. RefSeq lists its product as hypothetical. The coding region runs from base 68 to 640 and encodes 190 amino acids. The transcript has a single exon. Lineage: Eukaryota; Ichthyosporea; Ichthyophonida. The record is from RefSeq and is a predicted model, not a curated record.